AUGCGUAAGGUAUUCAACCGCAGAAACAAACCGGGCAGCAGAUCGCAGAGUCCUUGGCGGUCUUCCUCGUCUGAUUCGAGCUCAACAAAAGCGCUUCCUGAGGCGGCGGCCGGGCCUUACUGGGUCGGUGUGGCCUCGGACUGUAAUUCAAGAUACCGCAAGUCGAUGGAAGACUCGCACACCUGGCGCCUCAAGUACAUGGACGAGCCAGACAGCGGCUUUUUUGCCGUGUUCGAUGGCCACGCUGGCGCCCAAGCCGCUACCUACUGCUGCAAGGUGAUUCCUUACACGCUUGCGCAGGAGCUGCGUGAAAAAGAAGCGACGGCGCCGCAGGCGCUAUUCAAGACGUUCAAAAGCAUAGACAAGCAACUCGAGGAUCAAAACAUCAAAAAUUCCGGCAGCACGGCAGCCGUUGCGCUCGUCCGCACAGAAGGUGACGGCAGGGGACGGCGACUGUACGUUGCGAAUGUCGGAGACACGCGGGUGGUUCUGAAUCGCGGCGGCAAAGCGCUGCGGUUGUCGUACGACCACCGGGGAGGCGACGCCAACGAAGGCAAGCGUAUCUAUAAUGCGGGCGGCUUGCUUAUGAACGGACGUGUAAAUGGAGUCCUCGCCGUCACCAGAGCAUUGGGCGAUCUGUACAUGAAGGAGUAUGUGGUUGGCGAUCCCUACACCACAGAAACCGCGCUUGGUCCCUACGACGAGCAGCUGAUUAUUGCCUGCGAUGGACUGUGGGACGUGUGCAGCGACCAGAAGGCCGUCGACCUCAUCAAAAAGCUGUCCAGCCCCGAGGAAGCCAGCAAGCGGCUGCUGCAGUACGCCCUGGACAACUUCAGCACAGACAACCUGACGGUCAUGGUGAUCAAUCUCGCCGAAAACUAG
Messenger RNA from Wickerhamiella sorbophila, 882 nucleotides. RefSeq names its product Protein phosphatase 2C 1. Gene Ontology annotation, molecular function: cation binding; protein serine/threonine phosphatase activity. Lineage: Eukaryota; Fungi; Ascomycota; Dipodascomycetes; Dipodascales; Trichomonascaceae. The record is from RefSeq and is a predicted model, not a curated record. The coding region runs from base 1 to 882 and encodes 293 amino acids. The transcript has a single exon. Gene Ontology annotation, biological process: protein dephosphorylation.